AUGGAUAUCAAUCAAGAUCAAGAGAGCAGUAUCCUAAACGAGGUGACUCAAACAGCAGUGAAGACUGUGAAUGAUUUCAGUGAAUCUUUAUCACCAGCAGACAAGAUGGCCGAGGCCAAAAAGAAGGCAGAUGUCGUUACUGAAAGUAUACCAAAGUUGAAAGCAGAUGCCUCCAUGCCCAACGACCAAGGCACAAAUGACUCGACCACACUUGCCAGCGCUAUUGCUUCUGCUGAAUCGAAGCCUGUCAAGAAACUGCCUCAGAAUGAAGAGCAACAAAAGCAAAAGAAGGCUUCACCUGGUUCAUUCACUACUGAUAAAAAGGUUGGCUGGGACGCGUUCUCCACACUUCCAAAUCCGGGCGAUGAGCAAGCUAUUGAAGAACUCGGCUCCAAGUUGGGAUUGGAUUCUCUCAUCAGCAUGUACAAAGGUGCUCGUACUGGCAGUAAGAAUGAAGAGGAUCUUGUAUCUCAGUUCUUGAAGGAAGCUUAUUACGGUGAAUGGUAUCACAAUGCUGCUGCCAUGUUAUUCACUGUGGUGUUCACCUGGCUUCUGACCCGCUUUGGUGGUGGUUUGAUGGCUUGCUUAGUGGUGGGUGCGUUCUUGGCCACAUACUACCAAACAUCUAUUCGUCGUUUGAGAAGAAACAUCAGAGACGAUAUCCAAAGAGAACUGGCCAUCAAUCGCUUGGAGACUGAAGUCGAGUCUGCAGAUUGGAUUAAUCAUUUCAUGUCAAGAUUCUGGUUGAUUUAUGAGCCUGUUUUGUCUGCUCAGAUUAUUGGUAUCGCUGACUCCAUCUUGGUCGAUAACUGCCCCGCUUUCCUCGACUCUAUUCGUUUGACCUCCUUCACUUUGGGCACCAAGGCACCUCGCAUUGAAAGCAUCAAGACACUCACCAAGACUGAACCCAACAUUGUCUGCAUGGACUGGAAGUUUUCAUUCAUCCCUAACGAUACUCUCGAUCUCACUGAGCGUGAUCGUCAAUCUAAGGUCAACCCCAAGAUUGUAUUGACGAUUCGUGUCGGUAAGGGCUUUGUUGGUGCUGGUAUGCCCGUCUUGUUGGAAGACCUCGCUUUCUCUGGUCAUUUGCGUCUCAAGUUUAGAAUGUUUAACGAGUUCCCUCACAUCAAGACUGUGGAAGCAUCCUUUUUGGAGAAGCCUCACUUUGAUUACGCUCUCAAGCCUGUUGGUGGUGAUACCUUUGGCUUUGAUAUCAAUAACAUUCCCGGCCUCGAGUCUUUUGUCCAAGAGCAAGUGCAUGCUACUCUUGGCCCUAUGAUGUAUGCACCCAACGUAUUUACUUUGGAUGUUGCUGGUAUGAUGUCUGGCGCAACCGAUUUGAAUUCUGCUAAUGGUGUCCUGAUUGUCAAGAUUCACUCUGCCAACGGUCUCAGAGACAAUGAUCUCUUUGGUACUUUGGACCCUUAUAUCACUCUUCAUAUUGGUAACGCCAACAAUGCUGAAGUUGGACGUACAAAGCACAUUGAGGACAACAAGAACCCCAAGUUUGAUGAAACCCUCUUUGUCUUGAUUAACAAUAUUAACGAUACUUUGGUUUUGGAAGUCAUGGAUCGUAACACUGGUAGAAGUGACAGUUCUAUUGGUACUUGUACCUUUGAUAUGAAGUCUCUUGGUGAAUCUGAUAAUCUUGUCGAAGGAUUGUCUCUCCCUGUAUUGAAGAAAGGAAAGCCUUCUGGUGAGGUCAAGUGCGAUUUCCACUACUUCCCUGUCAACAGUCCUGAUAAGCAAGAAGAUGGUACUGUUAUCCCUCCUGAAGAAUCUAACAGUGGUGUCUUGCGUUUCACUGUGCAUGAGUGCAAGGAGUUGGGUGGCCAGCAAAAGAGCGGUGGCAUCAGUAUUCCUGUCAUUGGCAGCAAGAGCGAUAUCAGUCCUUAUGCCGUUGUCAAGGUCAAUGAUGUAGAAAGACUUCGCACCAACCCCUUCAAGCGUAGCAUCAAUCCUCGCUGGGACAAACAAGUGGAACUCUUUGUUACCGACAAGACACAACUCAAUUUGCGUGUCAAUGUGCUUGAUUCUUCAUUUGACGAAAGAUUGUUGGGUCGUUGGGAUUCCAAAUUGGAAGACUUUGAGGAAGAUGUCUUUAUCAAUGGUCAAGAUUGGUGGACACUCAAGGAGGGCUCUGGUAAGAUUCAUUUGAGCAUGCAGUGGAAGCCUAUUACCAUGACGGGAUUCAACGAGGGCCUUUCUCAUGGUGGAUACCGUGCCCCUAUCGGUGUUGUGCGUGUUAACUUUAUCGGUGCCAAUGACCUCAAGAAUGUGGAGGCCAUGACCGGUGGAAAGUCUGACCCUUACGUGCGUGUCAUGUCUGGUGUGCAAAACCGUGGCCAAACUGAACGUGUGGAUGAUAACUUGGACCCUGUUUGGAACCAAGUGCUCUACAUUCCAGUUCACUCCAAGCGCGAAGAUUUGGUGUUUGAAGUCAUGGAUUACAAUGAAAGCUCCAAGGACAAGAGCUUGGGUAUCACAGACUUGCUUUUGAAGGAUAUCAUGAAAGAAAUCAAGACCGAAGAUGGCCAAAUCUACUAUGAACCCACUGACACCGUGGACCGUGAAGCUGCUUUGACCAGUUUGGAUCGCAAGAAGGGUCGUGGUACUCUCAAGUUUACCGCUUCCUUUUUCCCCACUUUGGCUUUGGCCAAGGAAGAUGAAAAGAAGAAGCAAGAACAACAACAAGAGGAGGGUGGAUCUGCUGAUAGCGGAGAAAUGUCAGAACCUGAAUUGAUUGAAAAGCCCAAGGAGCUCCCUGAAAAGGAUCUCCAUGGUGAACUGAUCAAGUACAAGGCCCUCUCUGCCGAUAAAAAGGUGAUUGACUUGAGCUCCUAUGAAUCUGGUGUGUUGGCUGUCAAGAUCCACUCUGUUGCCCUCAACGAAUCGUCCAAGGCAGUCGUUGAUCUCAUGUUGGACUCCAAUGACCCUCAAUUCAGCACUGUGGAACAAAAGGGAUCUCGCCUUGAAAUUAAUGAAACCGGCACUGCAUUCGUCAAGGAAAUGGACUUUUCCAAGCUGAUUGUUCGUGUCAGAAACGUGCGUGGCGACGGAGACAAGGAUGACAAGUCGCUUGGUCGUUGUACGCUUGAAGUGCGCAAGAUUGUGGACCGUUUGAUGAAGGCAUCUGAAGAUGAUUCAAUCACUGAACCUGUUGUAGAAGAGAUUCCUCUCUUGGACUCUCCUGGAGGCAAGAUCCGUCUCAGCUUCUCUUUCAUUCCUGCCAUCAAGUUCAAGUUGGAUCCUGCAGAGAGUCUCGAGAACCAAGGUAACUUGACUGUCGCCGUUGUCAAGGCAACCAACUUGACAGCUGCUGAUCGCAGUGGUACCAGUGACCCCUUUAUUCGCUUCUACGUCGACGAAGAGCGUGUCUACAAGACACAAACCUACAAAAAGACACUCAACCCUGUCUUCAACAAGGAUGAAACCUUCACUGUGCCUAUUGUCAACCGUAUUUAUACCCCUAUUAUCGCCAAGAUCUUUGAUUGGGAUCAAAUUGGCAAGGAUACCUUGAUCGGCCAAUGCAAGAUUACUUUUACUGGCGAAGAAGUUGAGACAUUUGUUACAUGCACCAAGGAAUUCAAUGUGGAUCAAGGAGGAUCUCUUACUCUUCGUUUGACCUGGAGACCUGAAUUAGUCGCUCGCAAGCGUUCUCAAACCAACAUCUUCUCUGCCACUACGCGUGUCUUCACAUCUGCUCCAGGUAAUGCCCUUGGUGCUGGCAAAGAUGUCGUCGGUGCUGGUCUUGGCGCUGGUGGAAAGGUCUUGGGCGCAGGUGGUAAAGCCUUUGGUUCAGGCGUCUCUGCAUUAGGCAGUGGCAUUCGUGGUAUUGGCAAGAUUGGAAAGAAGUCUCCCACUAUUGAUGAAAAUGAUGCUACACCUCUUGAUCGUGAAGGUGUCGCUGCUGCUCCUGCUGCUCCUGCUGCUCCUGUUGCUGAGAACAGCUCCAACAUCUCCACAUCACCUAGCAAUUCUGUCACUCAACAAAGCAGAUCCAUGUCUGCUGAUGAUGGUUAUGCCGUCCAAGUCAACUUGAUUGAAGCUAGAAACUUGAAGGCCAUGGACCGAGGAGGCACCAGUGAUCCUUAUUGUCGUGUGCGUGUGGGUGGAAAGGUUGUCUACAAGACUCGCCACGUUAAAAAGACAUUGACUCCUGACUGGAACGAAUCCUUCACUACCAAGGUAGAUUCCAACGGCGUCUUGGAUUUCAAGGUCAAGGAUCACAACACAAUUACCGAUGUAGAUAUUGGAGAGAACCAAUUUAAUGUUGCCAACUAUGUCAAGCCUGGUCAACCUUUUGACGGCUGGUUGUCUUUGUCGCCUGAAGGCACUGGUGAAAUUCACGUCAAGGUCACCUUGGUCGACACAGAUACGUUGUCUACUACUUCCAAGAGUGGAGGUUUGUUUGGCAAGAAGUAA
Molecule: messenger RNA, 4425 nt
Organism: Mucor velutinosus
Lineage: Eukaryota; Fungi; Mucoromycota; Mucoromycetes; Mucorales; Mucoraceae
Exons: 5
Coding region: 1-4425 (1474 amino acids)
Molecular function (GO): lipid binding
Source: RefSeq, a predicted model, not a curated record